AGUUCUCAACAGAGAAUUGUUUCUGUGUAAUCUGCAGUUUGAUUUCUGGGAUAGUAUUCAGCACAGAUCUAAGAAUCACAAAAUGGAGUUGAUAAAAGACAAGUUGUAUGAAAUCAGAGAACAGUAUGAAUACAGUAUGUCAAAUGGCGAUAAGAGAGUGGAAAACUGGUUUUUGAUGUCAUCACCAUGGCCAACAUUGGCUGUUAUUUUAGUGUAUUAUAUUUUUAUAUGGUUGGGCCCCAAAUACAUGGAAAACAGAGAAGCAUACAAGCUGCAAACACCAAUGAUAAUAUAUAAUUUUUCCAUCAUGGGACUGUCUGUUUACAUCUGGUGUUCGUGUGUUUACAGUAUGUAUAUGGCCGGGUACAAGUUUUCCUGUACACCUGUUAGUUACACCUAUGAUACUUAUGAUAUUACGAUAGCUGCAGCGUUGUGGUGGUACUAUUUUUCCAAGGGUAUAGAACUCUUAGACACAGUAUUUUUUAUUCUUCGCAAAAAAAAUAACCAACUUAGUUUCCUUCAUGUAUAUCACCAUUCAACAAUGUUUAUAUUGUGGUGGAUUGGAGUCAAAUGGGUUGCUGGUGGUCAAUCUACUGUUGGGGCUUCUAUUAAUUGUUUUGUUCACAUAAUUAUGUAUUUCUACUAUGGGAUGUCGGCUUUGGGACCGAGAUUCCAGAAAUUCUUGUGGUGGAAGAAAUACCUUACCAUUCUGCAGUUG
Saccoglossus kowalevskii is the source of this 718-nucleotide messenger RNA. Its product is annotated as very long chain fatty acid elongase 4-like. Gene Ontology annotation, cellular component: endoplasmic reticulum membrane. NCBI's taxonomy places the organism in Eukaryota, Metazoa, Hemichordata, Enteropneusta, Harrimaniidae. Gene Ontology annotation, molecular function: fatty acid elongase activity. Gene Ontology annotation, biological process: very long-chain fatty acid biosynthetic process; fatty acid elongation, saturated fatty acid; fatty acid elongation, monounsaturated fatty acid. The record is from RefSeq and is a predicted model, not a curated record.